Molecule: messenger RNA, 2183 nt
Organism: Pygocentrus nattereri (red-bellied piranha)
Lineage: Eukaryota; Metazoa; Chordata; Actinopteri; Characiformes; Serrasalmidae
Gene: snapc1b
Product: small nuclear RNA activating complex, polypeptide 1b
Exons: 10
Coding region: 117-1199 (360 amino acids)
Biological process (GO): snRNA transcription by RNA polymerase II; snRNA transcription by RNA polymerase III
Cellular component (GO): snRNA-activating protein complex
Molecular function (GO): sequence-specific DNA binding
Source: RefSeq, a predicted model, not a curated record
CCGGUCAGGGAGAAGUACUCAGCGACAGGAGGAGACGCGGUGAUGUCUGUGUUUGUCGCUGUUUGUCGCUCUGUGAUGAACUGCAGGGCUUCUGUUUGAGGGGCUGUGUCGGGGUCAUGGAGCACUACCGGCGGGCUGUGCAGAAGGACUGUGAGCGGAUCCUCGGCACGUUUCAGGCAUCCGACUCGGUGCGCUACGAGGAGUUCAGCACCAUCUGGAGACAAAUGAACUUCUCCAGCAUAUUUUACGGUCAGAUGGAGCGCAGUGAGACGAGGGCCUUCGCGCGCUUGGCUCUGUCUGUUGUGUCUCCGUACCUCUUCCCGCCGUACACCUUCCAGAUCCGAGUAGGAGGCCUUUACCUUCUUUAUGGCCUCUACAACACCCAGUUCACCGCUCCCAAAGAGAAGAUUCGCCUGGCUCUGAAGGACUGGGGUGAGCUGAUCAGAUUUCAGCAGGACGCCGUUAAUGCCCAGCACUACGACGUGGUGUAUAUCCUGAGAAAACUCCUGUCGGAAAAAGCCUUCUACUUCACCGCCAUGCCAGACAUCCUGUUCUUUAACCUGAAGAGGAAACGAGGGGAGAAGGGUCGAAAGCUGUGCGAUGCGUUCGUCGAUCGGCCGUCCCGUCCGCAGGAGCUCAUCAGCGCAGACAUGCUGGAGGAACUGGCUAACGUGCAUGAGCACUACGAAAAGUUGAAGCAAGCAGUUUCACCGCUGCCGGACACGUCUGGUCUCAGCCUCAUCAAACAGAACCUGGUGCCCAAACUACACAGCGCUGUGCUCAGCUACUAUAGCUGGCAGCAGAACCAGGCCGAGUUUGACAGUCAGGGUGGCAAGAGCGACGUAGGUGCAGGAGAAGGAACUUCAUGUCAAGAGAGCUCUCAGAGAGCACAGCUGCUGCAGUCCAUCAAAUCCAGGUCGUACGGACAGGCUGCAGAGGCUUCCAAGUCUCGCCGUCACAGACAAGUAGAAUUGACCUCAGCAGCCACAGAGACUACAACGGGUGAAGUGUCAAACUAUAAGAAAGUCCUGUCCCUCAAAGAGCGCACCGAGCUACGCUUCAUGAGCCACGGAAACCUGAACAAAGAGCUGAUGGGCGUGACCCGGCUGUGGUGCCUGACUACGCUGGGCGAGAAGACUGAAGAGAAAAAGAAAAGGCGAUUCAACUGGGAAUCAGAGCAAGAGAGUGAUGAACACUGAACAGAGAAGACUGGACGAGCUUUUAACAGGUCCCACCUGAGUGGACAGAUCAUUAAGAAGCUACUACAAAGCAAGUAGACCUAAUGGAGAGCGCUGAAGUCUCCUUCCUCUCAUUUGUGUGUCGUUUAAAGGUGCAGCAGUUCAACCUGAUUUCCAGCUGCUGCAUCUGUAGUUGUGGUCCACUGAGCAAUGAAGCUGUAGUUGUUGACCGGCCCAUAUUGGAAACUCGACUGUGUAAAGAAAAAUAGUGGAAUCUGUGAAAAGUUGAUGCGUUCAAGUUCUAAGUGAUGGAUUUAUGUAUCCUUGGGGGAUUUUAGCAGUGCAAUAAGCCCUUCUAUGUCUCGAAGAGAAGGCACCACUCUUACAAAGAACCAGGUAUGUGUUGAUAGCUCCCCCUUUGUGGCGAAUCCUUGGCCUGCUAAACAUGAGUGAGUGAGUUCAAACUCUGUGAUGCACCAUUAGGGGCUUUAGCAGUGCAAGUAGCCCUUCUAUGUCUCAAGGAGAAGGCACCACUCUUACAAAGCACAAAGAACCAGUUAUGUGUUGAUAGCUCCCCCUUAUGGUGAAUCCUUGGCCUGCUAAACAUGAGUGAGUGAGUUCAAACUCUGUGAUGGAUUUAUGCACCAUUAGGGGCUUUAGCAGUGCAAGUAGCCCUUCUAUGUCUCGAGGAGAAAGCUAACAAUUACCCUAGCAUGCGAUGUUUAAAUCAGAACGACUCUGUCCAUUCAGUUCCAUAGACUAACACAAGUUUGUUAAUGUGAUAAUUAACGUAGGUCUUUUAAACAAGGUUCUUUUUAAAUGAUAUAUAUUUUAUAUGUAUAAUUACAAAUAAUAGAUGUUUUGACACCUUUUCACCUUUUAUGUUGUUUUUAAUUUGUUUUUACCUUUUUAUGUUGUGAAAAUGCUGCUGUAAAAAGUUAAUGAUGCUGAUUGUGUGACAAAAAUGCUGUUUUCUAGAUAAAAAGAUAAAAGAUUCUGUCGAAA